Nicotiana tabacum (common tobacco) is the source of this 1968-nucleotide messenger RNA. Its product is annotated as small RNA degrading nuclease 1. Gene Ontology annotation, molecular function: exonuclease activity; nucleic acid binding. Lineage: Eukaryota; Viridiplantae; Streptophyta; Magnoliopsida; Solanales; Solanaceae. Gene Ontology annotation, cellular component: nucleus. The record is from RefSeq and is a predicted model, not a curated record.
AAUAUUGGGGGCUAGGUCAAGGACUUCACGUGCCUUACCCUAGAGCCGCCCUUGCAAUGGAUUCGAAGUUUGCCUCAUCAGCGAAGAAAGAGGUUCUAGUCGAAAUUGUCAAGUUAGCUCAAAAGCGACAGACGAAAGGAAGUAGCGGAGGUUGGAAAGAUUUUUUGAGAUCACACGACAAGAAGUUAGGGGUUAGCUUGAGUGACCCGUCGAAGAGGUCCGUUGAUGAUCUGCUUGCGUUUUUGAAGACGUUUAGCCAAGAGGAUGACAUAAAGCUUUUUAAAAAGGUGUUUCAAUGUUAUUCCAAUCGAGAUGCUGUAGAGAAGCUUCAGAAAAAGUCGCCGGAUAGUGAAUCCGCGGAACAGGGACUGGUUCGUUUAACUUUUGAGCACCCUCAAUACCCGACAGAUUACUCAUUUCCAUCACACGAGGAGGACUGGUUAGUCACGAGAAGGACUAAAAAGUCUAAUUUCGUAAAAUCAAAAAAGGCAAUGAUUGCAAUUGAUUGCGAAAUGGUUCUUUGCCAAGAUGGAACCGAAGCUUUAGUCAGAAUCUGUGCUGUGGAUGAUAAGUUGGAGGUUAAACUCAAUGAAUUUGUGAAUCCAAACAAACCAAUUGCAGAUUACAGAACUGAGAUUACUGGAAUAACCGCUGGAGAUUUAGAUGGAGUUUCUUGUUCAUUGGCUGAUGUACAGAUGUCCAUGAAGAAGCUAUUAUCACAUGGAACCAUAUUGAUUGGCCACAGUUUACACAAUGACCUUCGUGCUUUGAAGAUAGAUCAUGCAAGAGUGAUUGACACAUCUUAUGUCUUCAAAUAUCGGGAUCAGCCUUCUAAUAGAAGACCUUCUUUAAGUAAUUUGUGUAAGUCUGUGUUAGGUUUUGAACUUCGAAAGAAGGACUCUCCACAUAAUUGUCUGGAUGAUGCAUGUACUGCAAUGAAACUUGUUCUUGCCAAGAUUGAACGUGGAGUUGAUUGUAUCAUACCGUUAGUUCGUGAGGAGGUGCAAGAGCCCAAGGUGGCAAAGCUACUUGUCCACAGAAUACCAGUGGCUGUUCAUAGCGAAGAGUUACACAAAGUUAUUCCUGGAGACUUUACCUUAGAAGUUAAGCAGGCUAAUAAAAAAGGGCAAGCAGACAAGUAUUCUGCCUUCGUCAAUUUCAAAAAUCAGCAAGAGGCAAAUGAGGCAUUUGAAAAGCUUGAAGGCAACCAAGAUAAGGAUUCUGUGGGACGGCCACAAAAGCUCGUUUCAUUUCAUCUUGAUUCCGGUAUAUCAGGGGUUUUGUGUGUUUGUAAGAUGGCCACCAAUAACUUAGAUAUAGAGGUUAACCCAAUGAAGAGGUCAUCUGUAGAUGAAGAGACCGUGAGAGAGCCAAAGAAACCGAGAAUAGAAGACCAAUGUACGGAGCUCAAGGAGGCUGGUGCAGGUUGUAGUCAGUGUGAAACUCACGUGACGGAGAUUGAGAGGCUAAAGAAAGAAUUAAACCACAGAGAUGAUGAAAUCUCCAACUUGAACAAACUCAUUGUUAACCUUGUGAGAAAACAAGGAUUGUAAGUCUCCAAUAUACUUAUGGGGACACUACUGAAAACAGAUAAAGAGUAUCAUUUUCGACAUCAGAGGUCUAUCCUUACUUCAUGAAGGUCAGAGCAGCUAUUCUUUAUGCUGCUUUCUUCUGGGCUGCCGGAGAGAAAACGCAAGGAAAAAGAAGAUUCUCCCCUCGUUAUUGGAGGCCAUUUCUGGAGCUCUAGGUAUGAUGUUUAAUAUGAUAAGAGCAAUGCUGCCAAGAGUAGCUUCUAAUGUGAUUGCAGUCCUGCUUGAUUGUCAAGAAGGGGUUAUGUUUGAAGAUUUUUCACUUAUUUGACUUUUUCCUCCUGAAUUUCAGGCAAGAUCAAUUGUAACAGUGCUUUCACCUUGAUUUCUUCCAUUUCUUUAAGCUUAUGAAUUUUUUCCCUCUUUUUAAUCAUCUUUA